UGGGGCCAGGGAAGAAGGGUCCGGGACCAUGCGUCCGGGCCUCCCUUCGGUCGCCUUCUGCCGGGCGCUGGUGGCCGAGUUCCUGGCCACGGGCUUGUACGUGUUCUUCGGCGUGGGGUCGGCCCUGUCCUGGCCCUCGGCCCUGCCCUCCGUGCUGCAGGUGGCCAUCACCUUCAACCUGGCCACCGCCGUGGCCGUGCAGGUCACCUGGAAGAGCAGCGGGGCCCACGUCAACCCGGCCGUGACCCUGGCCUUCCUGGUGGGCGCCCACAUCUCGCUGCCCCGCGCCCUGGCCUACGUGGUGGCCCAGCUGGCCGGGGCCACGGCCGGAGCCGCCGUGCUCUACGGGGUCACCCCGGGGGACGUCCGCGACAGCCUCGGGGUCAACGCCGUCCGGAGCAGCGUGUCGCAGGGCCAGGCCGUGGCCGUGGAGCUGAUCCUGACCCUGCAGCUGGUGCUUUGCGUCCUGGCCUCCACCGACAGCCGCCAGGCCCCGGGCUCCCCCGCAGCCAUGAUUGGCAUCUCCGUAGCCCUGGGUCACCUCAUCGGGAUCUAUUUCACCGGCUGCUCCAUGAACCCCGCUCGCUCCUUCGGCCCGGCGGUCAUCGUGGGCAAAUUUGCCGUCCACUGGAUCUUCUGGGUAGGGCCUCUGACAGGGGCCAUCCUGGCCUCCCUCCUCUACAACUUCAUCCUAUUCCCGGACCAGAAGACCCUGGCUGAGCGUCUGGCCAUCUUCAAAGGCACGUGGGAGGCUGAGGGCCAUCCGGAGGCCCACCCGGAGGCGGAGGCAGGGCCCACAAGGAAGGAGAAUGGCGAUAGCGGCGGCGUGGAAAUCACCAAUCUGGGGCAGGUGGCCUGACCCUGUCCAUCCCAGGGUUGGGGGAAUGACAACAGGGGGAGGGUGACCGCUUCACAGAUCCAGUCCCCCACCGUCUCCGCCGGCGAGGGGAGGCACAGCCUGGCGGAGGGAGACGGGGUCCACUCGUCAAGCCCGAGCCAAGGUGGGAGGAGACCCCUGCCGCUUCUGAUCCCACGGGGACGCCCCCCUCCCAGGGUCUGCGUCCCGGAUCCGGGUCCCAGCCGCUCUGAGCUCAGGGAAAGGAGCAGAGGGAUUGGGGCCCAGAUUCGGGGGUAGGGAGCGGGGGGGGACUGAUCACAGCACCCCCCCUCCUCACCUCCCACCCCACAAAAGCGCAGCCUGAAACCAGGGCCCGGAGGGCUCCCGUAGGAAAUGACAACUGGAAAUGACACCAACCCUCUUAGAGACCCCAAUUGGGUUUUGGGGGUUCCCCCUAUUCCCACCUGGGAACGUCAAUCCCAGGCCUGGAGUAGUGGUUGGGCGGAGGGGGGGAAUCCUUUCUCUUUGUAGGGAUGUCAGUCUGCUUAAGUUCUGAAUACCAUUUUCCAUAAAAUACCAGUUUCCAUGCAGUACCAUUUUCUAGCUCAGAGAGAGCCUGGCACAGUGUCCCACACACAGCAGAUGCUCAAUAAAUACCAUGGAUUGAUUAAAUGAGUAUUAAAUGAACAAUACCUAUCCCUCUCUUCCACUGACUGUCAACCCCACCUUCCCUCAGGGAGGAUUUAACUCUCAUUUCUUCUUCUCCAUCUCCCUUCUGCAUCGCCCUCGCACCGGGAUUUAUUCACUCCUCC
Molecule: messenger RNA, 1650 nt
Organism: Ornithorhynchus anatinus (platypus)
Lineage: Eukaryota; Metazoa; Chordata; Mammalia; Monotremata; Ornithorhynchidae
Gene: AQP6
Product: aquaporin 6
Exons: 4
Coding region: 29-859 (276 amino acids)
Biological process (GO): transmembrane transport
Cellular component (GO): plasma membrane; apical plasma membrane
Molecular function (GO): nitrate transmembrane transporter activity; water channel activity
Source: RefSeq, a predicted model, not a curated record